This is a messenger RNA of Pochonia chlamydosporia 170, 1254 nucleotides long. Its product is annotated as trans-activating transcriptional regulator domain-containing protein. The record is from RefSeq and is a predicted model, not a curated record. The transcript has 3 exons. NCBI's taxonomy places the organism in Eukaryota, Fungi, Ascomycota, Sordariomycetes, Hypocreales, Clavicipitaceae. The coding region runs from base 1 to 1254 and encodes 417 amino acids.
AUGCCGCGCAAUCUCGAGAAAAAACCAGAUGGCCCGACACAAGAAGAUGUGCUCCUCCUUAGUAUGAAGAAGGCCGUUCGUAAUAUCACCUUGUUCAAGAAUCAAAAACGCAGCAUUCUUCUAAAGUGUGGCUGGAGGGAGAUACGGAUUCAUGCCGACCCAUUUCGCGGUUUAUUUAGCGAGGCACAUUUUUUGAAGCUGAACGAUGAAGGUGUCACACCGGAGGUCAGAGGCGUUAUAAUCGAGCAUCUGCCACGUUUGGUGUUGUUUCUAUACACGCAAAGCUACAUGACGGAGGAAGAAAAGGCCGGUGAGAUGACGUCGAAGACCGGACGGGCCAGGGAGGAUGUAGAAAUGGGAAUUCAUGCAACUGCGAUGCUAAUCGGACACACCCUUGGUAUUGAGGCGCUCACAAUGCUUGCGGCAGGGAGCUUUCCCUCGAGCUCGGACUAUGGCUACCAGGGUGCCGACUAUUGGAAGGGGGUCUUGAUGGAGAAGCCGCAUGAAAUUGUCAAUUUGGCACGAAGGGCGGGUGGUUCGCCUGCCGUGUCUCUAUCUUCCGGGUUUGCGAAGAUUAAGAAAUCCCCUUUGUUGCCCUUCAACGAAAACAUGGGACCCGUUAAUGACAGCAUGUCGGGUUAUAACGAGAACACGUUGCCUGUUUAUGACAACAAAUCGCCGUAUAACGAGAAUAUAUUGCCCUACAACGAGAAUAUGGCGCCCGUUAAUGACAACAUAUGGCCUCUUAACGACAACAUAUCGCCGUAUAACGAGAACACGUUGCCUGUUAAUGAGAAUAUGUCACCUGUCAAUCAAAACAUAUCGCCCGUCAACGAGAACACCACUUGGUACAGCCACAAUGCCAUGGAUAACUUUGAGGUAUUCAGUUCGCUUCCUUCAUGUCCGCAAGGUUGGGACUGUGGCGCUGGGUUGACAGUACCUGACGGCGACGCUCACUCCUCGGAAUUUGAGCAUCCCAAUCCUGAGCCAGAAUGGGCGCCAUACGAACCAGAGGUGCCAGGCGGCAAUCGACCAGCCACAGGCUCGCUCGCGCACGAGGACAAACAGCCGAGGAAGAGCAAAAAAGGAGAGAAGAGCCAAAGAGACGAGAGGAGCAAAAGUAAAGAGAGGAGCAAAAAAGAAGAGAGGAGCAAAAAAAGAGAGAACAGCAAAAAAGAAGAGAGGAGCAAAAGAGAAGAGAGGAGCAAAAAAGAGAAGAAGAGAGCGUAUAUUGAGGGGUGGCAAGGUGCAUGA